CACAAUCAGCCCAAUGCCUGGUGACUAAAAGCACAGAGGACGGGGCGGGAUCACAGCUGCUAAUAAUACCUUCUUAUCCAAUGAAAAACAUUUCCUAUUGAGACCCCCAAGAGUUCCCCCUGCCCACUGAUCCUGCAUAGACAUUGGGCCUUUUCUUGCGUCCUGUUUCCUAAGGCGUGAUGGCUGCAACAUUCAGCAGUUUUUCUCCCCUAACAAAGGAAUGGAGAUAACUGUUGGUAGCCUCACAUUUUAAAGGAUGAACGACAAUCAGUAAACAGCUAGAGCAGGCAGAUUUUACUUAUGGGAUUAAACAAACCUGCAUUUAAAAAAAAUGGAUAAGUCUGUGGACUGCCAGAGAGGAAUCCUGAGAUCUACUAACUAGGUAGCUGUCUGGAGGCAUGAUAUCUCUAGUCUGUAUCUCUUGGGAUGACAGGACAUCACAAAUAUGAGGCGCCAGAGCUUCAAGCCACAACAUUAGAAUUCUUAAGGAAGAGUGCUCUCACUGACUUAUUUUAUGGAUGCCACUGAAUUCAGCUUUGAAGGGCUCCAAAAACACAUCACAGACCUGGAAUGGGAAACCACAGCAAUAAUCAUACCUGUUUGACAGAUGAUUCCUUUAAAUACAACCUGUAUGGGGCCGUAUACAGCGUGGUAUUCAUCCUUGGCUUGAUCACAAACUGUGCCUCUUUGUUUGUUUUCUGCUGUCGAAUGAAAAUGCGAAGCGAGACAACUAUUUUCAUGACAAACCUUGCCGUCUCUGACUUGCUCUUUGUAUUCACUUUGCCUUUUAAAAUAUUUUAUAAUUUCAACAGGCACUGGCCUUUUGGGGACACUCUGUGCAAGAUUUCAGGGACUGCAUUUCUUACCAACAUAUAUGGCAGUAUGCUGUUCCUCACCUGUAUUAGUGUCAACCGUUUUCUGGCUAUUGUCUACCCAUUCAGAUCUCGUACCAUUCGGACAAGGAGAAAUUCAGCCAUUGUGUGUGCAGGAGUCUGGAUACUAGUCCUCAGUGGAGGAAUUUUAGCCUCAUUGUUCUCCACAACCAACGUCUCCAACACUAGCACAACCUGCUUUGAGGGUUUUUCCAAAAUUGUUUGGAAGACCUAUUUGUCUAAGAUCACUAUAUUUAUUGAAGUGGUAGGAUUCAUAAUUCCUUUGCUAAUCAACCUCACGUGCUCUUCACUGGUUCUGAGGACUCUCCGGAAACCUGCUACAUUAUCUCAGAUUGGGACAAACAAAGUGAAAGUACUAAAGAUGAUUAUUGUGCAUGUGGCCAUUUUUGUAGUAUGCUUUGUGCCCUACAAUUCCAUACUUUUCUUAUAUGCUCUUGUGCGCUCUCAAGCCAUAGCAAACUGCUCUUUGGAGAGAUUUGCUAGGACAAUGUACCCAAUCACAUUAUGCAUUGCAACAAUGAAUUGCUGCUUUGACCCCUUCAUUUACUACUUCACAUCAGAAUCUUUUCAAAAGUCUUUCAAUAUACACCCCCAAAUACAAAUGGACUCCAUUUCCAAGACUGAAACACCUCUAACAAUGAAGACCACACUGCCUGCAAUACAGGAGGAAGUGAAUGACCAGGCUAUUACAAAUGGAGGUGAUCCAAUUGCUGAAUCACAUUUCUAAUGGCUUGUCUACAUACAGAGUUAUUCCUCAUUAAUUAUCCCUGAUUCACUCCCAGAGAUGAAAGUAGGCUGGUACGGGCCGGUAUGGUGUACCAGUAAGAAGCCAGUACCAGCCCAUAUGCAGCCGACCUUAAAGCGCUGCCAUGGCAGUGCUUUAAUGUCUCUGCCCCUUUUGCCCCCCGUCAGCAGCCCUGCUAGAAGGGAUCCUAUUGGCAGGGCAGGCAAAAGAGGCAGCUGGCCUGGGGCCGGUGAUUUAAAAAGGGUGAUUUAAAAGGGCGUCAGUGGCCAGAGCCCCGAGCCCUUUUAAAUUGCCGCUGAAGCCCCAGGCGGCACGGGCCAGGCAGCAAAGAUGGGCUGGCUGGGGGACGCUGACCUCCAGCCCAGCUCCUUCCACGGGCCCAGAGCCAGGCCCCCAUACUGGUAACUGUUUAAUAUUACUUUCACCCUUGUUCACUCCACAUAUGGAUAGUCUUAUUCCAGAAUAAGAAUGCCUUGUUCCUAUUUAGCUUAACUCACCUGAACUUAGCUUUCAAAGUGUCCACACAUGGAGUUAAUCAGAGAUUUCUCCAUGUGCAGAUAAGCCCGUCAGAUAACAGAUUUCUCAAUUUUGAGAACUCAAGAUAUGUAAGUCCAGGUAGAUCACUCUCUGGAGAUUAUUUAUGGAGAAAACGGAGCGGAUUUUUGCAUUGAACGAUGCCAACAUUUGGUAUGUUUUCCUAGGAUUAAACAUGGGACCAAUCGGGAAAUAUAAAAACUUUAUCUUACUUUGGAAAUCUCAGUCAAUUUUUUCCUGCCUUCUGAAAAUACAGGAUAUGUUAAGUCAAUUUCACACGUGUAUGUUUUCUUUCAAACAUAUAAUAAAAACUUUCAGCUUUA
This is a messenger RNA of Gopherus flavomarginatus (Mexican gopher tortoise), 2495 nucleotides long. RefSeq names its product lysophosphatidic acid receptor 4 (gene LPAR4). The transcript has 2 exons. Gene Ontology annotation, cellular component: membrane. Gene Ontology annotation, biological process: positive regulation of Rho protein signal transduction; phospholipase C-activating G protein-coupled receptor signaling pathway. NCBI's taxonomy places the organism in Eukaryota, Metazoa, Chordata, Testudines, Testudinidae. The record is from RefSeq and is a predicted model, not a curated record. Gene Ontology annotation, molecular function: lysophosphatidic acid receptor activity. Bases 571 to 1620 code for a protein of 349 amino acids.